Messenger RNA from Larimichthys crocea (large yellow croaker), 1337 nucleotides. RefSeq names its product anaphase promoting complex subunit 15 (gene anapc15). The transcript has 5 exons. Gene Ontology annotation, cellular component: anaphase-promoting complex. The record is from RefSeq and is a predicted model, not a curated record. NCBI's taxonomy places the organism in Eukaryota, Metazoa, Chordata, Actinopteri, Sciaenidae. Bases 123 to 491 code for a protein of 122 amino acids. Gene Ontology annotation, biological process: regulation of mitotic cell cycle spindle assembly checkpoint.
AAGUGGACGAGAGGACUCCGGAAACAGCUCCGAUGGUUUCCGGUUAGAUUUGUUUUGAAGUAUUUGAAAUCUGGACUCAGACUUUAGCAGGUGCUUUACUCCAUAAUUUCACUGCGGACUACAUGUCCACGCUGUUCCCCCAUCUCUUCCCCCGGAUAACCGAGUCCCUGUGGUUCAACUUGGACCGACCCUGCGUGGACGAGACUGAGCUGCAUCAGCAGGAGCAGCAGCACCAAACCUGGCUGCAGAGCAUUGCUGAGAAAGACAACAACCUGAUGCCCAUUGGGAAGCCGAUCUUUGAGGCGGGGUACGAAGAAGAGGAAGAGGAGGAUGAUGAGGACGAGGAGGACAGCGAGGAAGACUCGGAAGACGAAGAAGACAUGCAGGACAUGGAUGAGAUGAAUGACUACAAUGAGUCGCCCGAUGAUGGGGAGAUCAAUGAGGUGGACAUGGAGGGCCCAGACCAAGACCAAGACCAGUGGAUGAUUUAAAACAAAAGACAAUUUUAGUCUCCAUCAAGCUGUCUGGAUUUCUACCCAGCCUCCCCACAGACACUACUUUAAAACUCAACUGCUGUCUGUUCAGUCUAAGACACAGAUAUAUUUUUUUAUUCGUGUAAAUAGAGAAGUAUGGAUGAAUACCAUGAUAUCCUUCAGAUGGAGUUCGGGUAAAUCCAACACUGUCUCAUGUAUGUCAAGCUGCAUUUGAACUUGAAGGCUUUGAAUGUCGUUCCACAUCGCUGUGAGUGUUGCUGUAUGUUUGAGCACUUGUGCACAUUUCCUGUUGUUUGUCUUUUCUUUAAGUGGCAAUGUUACACACAGAAGGUCGUCUGUUUUGUAACCAGUUGGGCGCACACGCACACACAGUGGCAACAGCAGGCAUCAGCCCAGUGAUCUCUCAUUAAACUUUGGUCUUGUCAUAUGUUCAGUCAUGUGCCACGUUUCAGAGACUCUCCAAACAGCUGACUGAGCACAUGCAACAGUUCAGUCAGCAAAAUAAUUUGUUACCUAUGGAGAUGACUUCACCAUAUCGUCCAGUUCUGUUUCUAAGCAGGCUUGUAUCUAAUAGCUUAUCGUUUGUUACAGAUGUCAGAAUUUACAUAAAGAACCUGUGCAGUGAAAUAAUAUUAUGUUCAGACAGUGCAUACGUUUUUUUUAAUUGUUUAACUACAUCACAGAUAAAAGCAGCCAUUACCACUGAAGAAUGUAAACUUAAAUAGGAACACACACAGUGUCUAUCCAGUUUACUGAAUGGAUUGCUUAGAAAGGCUUUGAUUAUUUGUACUGAAAUGAACAGAAGCCGUGACUAUUUGUAUUAAAUUAAAUAAUUUUGAUGAA